AUGGGAAUUGUUAUGUCGAAAGUGUUUGCAGCUUUGUUUGGCAGUAAAGAGGUGCGAAUCCUCAUCUUGGGCCUCGAUAAUGCAGGCAAGACGACCAUUCUCUACCGUUUACAAGCCGAUGAGAUUGAAGAGACUGUGCCUACGAUUGGAUUUAAUAUGGAAACGUUGCAGUACAAGAAUAUCAAGUUUCAAGUGUGGGAUUUGGGUGGACAGACAAGCAUUCGACCUUAUUGGCGAUGUUAUUAUCCCAAUACAGACGCCAUUAUUUACGUCGUGGAUUCGGCCGAUGUUGACCGUCUUAAUAUUGCUAAACAGGAGCUACAUGCGAUGCUUGAGGAGGAAGAGUUAAAAGACUCGAUUUUGUUGGUGUUUGCUAACAAACAGGACCAAAAGGGGGCGUUGAAUGCAGCUCAGAUUUCCGAGGCGAUGGGGCUUUCAGACAUUCGCAACCGUCAAUGGUCUAUAAAGGAGACUACAGCAACACAAGGCUCGGGUCUCUUUGAAGGAUUCGACUGGAUCGUGACAUGCAUUAAGGGCGAGUAG
Messenger RNA from Peronospora farinosa, 543 nucleotides. The record is from the annotation of a GenBank genome assembly. Lineage: Eukaryota; Oomycota; Peronosporomycetes; Peronosporales; Peronosporaceae.